Molecule: messenger RNA, 969 nt
Organism: Penicillium lagena
Lineage: Eukaryota; Fungi; Ascomycota; Eurotiomycetes; Eurotiales; Aspergillaceae
Product: putative class III chitinase
Exons: 1
Coding region: 1-969 (322 amino acids)
Biological process (GO): carbohydrate metabolic process
Cellular component (GO): extracellular region
Molecular function (GO): chitinase activity
Source: RefSeq, a predicted model, not a curated record
AUGCCACCUAUUCCCGGCCGGCCAUGGGAGCCCCGGAGAAUCAUCUGUUACCACCAAACCAUCAUCCCUGGCGGACAAUAUUGCUCCAUGCGCCCGCUGCUGCAAAACAACACGGGGAUCACACAUAUCAUCAUUGCGGCAUUCCACAUCAACGAAGAUCCAAACAGGAUCACUCUAAACAAUGACCCCCCCGAAGACACCUGCCACGACUCCCUGUGGGCGGAAGUGCCGCAUCUCCAACAGACCGGCGUGAAAGUCAUGGGCAUGUUAGGGGGCGCGGCGCCGGGCUCGUUCCAGCGCCUAGACGGCGACCAGGAGCAAUUCGAGCGGUACUACAGCCCGCUACUGGCCGUCAUUCGGCGCCAUGGACUCGACGGCCUCGAUCUCGAUGUCGAAGAGGAAAUGUCUCUGUCCGGCAUCAUCCGGCUGAUCGAUCGCCUGAAGGCUGAUCUGGGCGACUCAUUUAUCAUCACCCUCGCGCCGGUCGCCGCAGCUUUACUGGGUUUAGGCAAUCUCUCGGGGUUCGACUAUCGCGAGCUCGAGCAGGCUCGCGCCUCGAAGAUUAGCUGGUACAAUACCCAGUUCUACAAUGGCUGGGGUCCCGCUGAUGAUCCGCGCAUGUACGCCAUGAUGAUUGCGCAGGGCUGGGCGCCGCGGCGGGUGGUGUUUGGGCUGUUGACGAACCCGGGUAAUGGUUCGCAGGGCUACGUGCCGGGGGAGAAGCUCGGGCCGAUUCUGGCGAUGCUGAUUGAGCAGUUCCCGACGUUUGGUGGGGUUAUGGGCUGGGAGUAUUACAAUGCCCUGCCGGGGCAACGGGAGAAGCCGUGGCAGUGGGCGACGGAGAUGUGCCUGAGUAUGGGCAUGAAAGAUGUGGUUGUUGCAGCACGACAGAUACUGACGGAAGGGCCGAUGGCGGAUAGUCUGGCGAAUCUCCUGCGGGAUAUGAUGAACCAGGGGCAGGGGUCGUGA